Messenger RNA from Anthonomus grandis grandis, 1956 nucleotides. Its product is annotated as ornithine decarboxylase 1-like. The coding region runs from base 201 to 1598 and encodes 465 amino acids. Gene Ontology annotation, molecular function: ornithine decarboxylase activity. The transcript is spliced from 6 exons. Lineage: Eukaryota; Metazoa; Arthropoda; Insecta; Coleoptera; Curculionidae. The record is from RefSeq and is a predicted model, not a curated record. Gene Ontology annotation, cellular component: cytoplasm.
AUUUUAAUAGUUUGUACGUACGUAUGAGCGCGAUGAACAGCUUUUUUCCUGUGUGAACGACGUUUUUCGGGUAUAAAAGGUGCCGGUGCGUCCAUUAAUUUUUUAAUUUCCUCUCGUUUUCGUUAAAAUACACUUUUCUUCUGUUGUCUAAGCAGUUUUGGACCCCAUUAAAUUUUAAUUAAAGCAAAGCAUUUACAACCAUGAAGUUUCCAAGUUCCCAGCACGCACCCACCAAACUAAAAUCCACCGCUGCCGUACAGUCCAUCAUAAAACACUUCACCGAACAAGUUGACCAGGAAGAAGCGUUCUACGUGUGCAACCUCAACGACAUCAUCGAGAGGCACGACCUGUGGAAGUACUACUUACCCAAUGUGGUACCUUACUACGCUGUGAAAUGCCACGACGACAAACACGUCCUGGAAGUGAUGACCAACAAAGGAAUCAACUUCGACUGUGCAUCCAGAGGUGAAAUCAACAAAGUUCUAUCGGUAGGAUGCAGCACCGAUCGCAUCAUUUUCGCCAAUCCCGCAAAACCGAUCGGCCAUAUCCGAUUUGCAGCAGAAGUUGGUGUUAACACCAUGACUUUCGAUAACGAAAGUGAAUUGGUGAAGAUCCAGAAGGUGUAUCCUUCUGCCAGUUUGGUGAUUCGGAUCAGAUGUGAUGCCACAGAUGCGGUGUGUCCUUUAGGGAUGAAAUUCGGGUGUGAUCCUGUCAAAGAAGCACCGAGGCUUCUCCGUCUGGCUGAGUCGCUCAAUUUGAACGUCAUCGGGGUCAGUUUUCAUGUCGGAUCUGGAUGUAGGGAGCCAGAAGUCUUUUGGAGAGCCAUCAGUGAGGCGCGUAACAUAUUUAACUACGCCAGUACCCUUGGGUAUAAGUUUACCUUGUUGGAUAUUGGUGGGGGAUAUCCUGGUGGACAUGGAACGUCCAUUAAGAAGAUUGCCGGCAUAGUAAAUAAUGCCCUGGACAAAUACUUCAAUGAUUUGCCUGACGUAAAAUUCAUCGCUGAACCCGGAAGAUAUUUCGUCACUUCCGCCUACACGCUCACCUGCAACAUCUACUCCAUCAGAAACGUUUUUGACGAGAAUAAUAACGAAAUCACUCAUAAGAUGUACUACGUCAACGAUGGGGUUUAUGGUAGUUUCAAUUGCAUAUUAUAUGACCAUCGUACGGUCGAUCCGAUACCUUUAAGCAAAAAUCCAGACCUGGAAAAUACCAAACACGUAUCGAGUAGCAUCUGGGGUCCGUCUUGCGAUGGUCUGGAUCAACUGGUGGAGGACAUGGAGCUGCCCGAUCUAGAGGUGGGAGACUGGAUAGUUUUUGAGGAUAUGGGGGCUUAUACGUUAUGUGCAGCUAGUCCAUUCAAUGGUUUCCCGAUCCCGAAGGUUCAUUACUGCAUUACGCAGAAUGAAUGGCUAAAGGUCAAAGACACCCUCUCCCUACCAAAAGCAAAACUGAUAAUCAUCGACGAAAAAGCGACAGGACCGGACUUGGACGCAGAAGAGGCAGCAUUUGAAUCCGCUUACGACAAAUGCUGUCCGAUCGAAAACAGUGGAAAGAUCAUCGAGACGCUUCAUCAGCUGGUCGAUGUGGCCGUUUAAAGGUGUGAGCCCGUGAAGCUGGAUGCUUCAUGAAGCUCUUUUGUCCUUGUCCUAUUUUCAAAUUUUUGGUUUAAAAACAAACAAAAAAAAUCACUUCUACGACGUUUAUUGUUGACAAUUAAACCGCCUUAUUUAUUAUUGAUAUCUAUUGGGGUUAUCGUUUGACAAACAAAAAGAUUCGGGGAAACGCUUGUAAUUCUAGUUUUAAUGUUUUUUUCGUAAAUAUUGUGAUCUUAAGACCGACUAACGUGAAGGUCGUUACGGGUUUUACAAAAAAAAAUGCGCUUAGACGAUUAUUAUGGAAAUUAUAAAUUUUAUAAUAUGUUUAUUGAAAUAAAUAUAUUUUUCAAAACGACAA